AUGGCGCGUGUUGCAAGUGCCACACCGCAGCGCCGAGUGACCAGAAGCCAGAGUCGUGAACUCGAUGAUCCAACCUAUGGCAAACAAUCUUCUUGCAAAGCUAGCCAAGGAAAUUCCGGUCAGGGACGAACCCAGGCAAAACAUCUACCAACGGUAAUUGAAGAAUCAUCACCGAGCUCGCGUCCAGCUCCUACGUCGCCACUGAGUUCCUCGCGGGUGCCAGACACACCAGCGAACGAUGAGGGGAACACUAACAUCUCUGGCACCACGUUCUUACCCCAGGACUUGUCGGAUUCAGACUCCGAAGAUGGCGAGCCCGAUCUUAUUGACAUGGCCGAGGAAAUGCCAGAUCUCCAACAAGCCUCUACUCGUCUGCUGGAACUGGUUGGCACGAACUCCUCCGAUGCCAAAGGCAUUCUUGAGGUCGCAAAGCGCAUCGCCAACCCCGCCAACACGGAAAACAAGAGAUUCAAGCGCGCCUACAAGAAACUCGCAGACAGUAUGAAAGUCUUCACUCACCAUACCUACAUAGACGCAGCCAGCGUCGGUCGUUCGAUUCCAUCUGUUACGACAGAAGACGCUUCUGCUUCCUGGGACCCAAGCCCAUACCUGUACAGGGCAAACUGUGCACGAUUAGCGCUAAGUGUCCUUUCCGCUGCCGUCGGCUCGCAGACCCCCGCGCAAGCAAUCGAAGGUCUCGAUAGGCAGUUUCCAAUUCCCUUUAUGGAUCGAAUGCUCGCACCGAAAGCUCCAUUAACUGGCGGCGCAAGCUCCGCCAUGAAGGCCACUGUCGACUUAGCCCUCGAGAUCCGAACGCAGUCCGUCAUCGCGGAACUGGAGAAACGCCAGGGCGAGAAAGACUUUAACGCCCGAUCCAUCUUGAAGAGUGUGUUUUACCAUGAUCUUGCGCUGGAUAAUGCCAAUGACUCCGCACUGGACCCCGGCUCUCUUCGGGGUUUUAACCUUGAAGGGACUUUCGAGGAUGAUAAUGGUUUUCUUCCCGAUACCAUGCAGGAUGAUGUUAUCGUCCGCAUAGACGAGCUGGAGACCUAUCUUUUUGAUGACAAUGAUGACCUUAAUAUCAAGGGACUUAGAACCGUCUUCAGUUGGCCCAGGUUCUGUCUGCGUACGGCGCGUUUUGUCCGGGCGCGGGAGCAAGAAUUCAAGUCUAUUAUGGCUGCUCAGCCCGCAAUCGAAGAUGUGCACGCACUUGUGGUCAAAGAAAUCGAAAAGCGGAGUCACCCCAAUGCUGCCCAACCUCCAGAUCAGUCACAGUUCGGCCCUGAUCAAGAAGAACCUUCUGCCACCUUGAACGACGAGCACGAAAUUGGAAAGCCGGGGUAUGGAGAGGAGGCAAGUGAAGAACCAGCCUCUGAAAAGUCAGCACCGAAGCAGUAUUCACUGACCUUUGAUUCAAGUCUCUGGCGUACCGCCGAAGCCAUGGAUUUCCUCGCGAACAGCCUGAUGGCCAAACACUCACGAGACUUCGCCUCCCCGGGAACACAGCCUGCUAAUACCCAUAAAGGUAAAGGCGUGGCCACCUUUCCCUCUGCUCGAGGCGCAAACACACCUGCUAAGCGCACCGAGAUCACUGAGACCCCAGAACCCGAACUAUCUCAGUCCCAACGGGCAUCGCGUAACGGCACACAACAAGCCACGGAACACGAUGGGCCCGUCCUGAAUCCUAUUGAUGAGGAGCUUAUUUUCGGUCUGCCAAGUGAAGCUGUCAUGUCUACCAGUCCCCAGGGCUCUGAGCGGAUCAAGCGAGUUAGCCACUACCCAGGGCGAUUCUUUGACUCCCCCUCCGCAGCUCAGACACAGCCAUCGAGGCGUCGUACAAUUUUUGACCGGCAACCGAAUGCCUCGAGGGUCUCACCUUUGGGCUCUGAGGAACCCCGAAGUGCAGAGAGACCUCGCGCUCCAGCCAUACAACUACAGUCCACCCUACAAUCAAUUUCCAGAAAGCGCGGUCGGGGUGAUUCAGAUGACGAGACGAGCGACGAUGACAGCAGCUUUGACCAAGACAACCGCAACCAUAGCAUUGCACAGCGCAGAGCUCAAGUACCAGAACAAACCCGUCCAACUGACAAGCGGCAACGGGUGAACGACGAUGAGUCCGGCCCGGAAAACCAGCUACAAGAAAGCUUAGCUGCCAGCCAAACCCAGUCAGGGUCACAAAUGGUUGAACGUGUGCCUCCAGUGUCGACUCAGCGUGAGUCUCGCUGGCUCGAGGAAAACUCAACUCCCCGCUCAUCAACCCGACCUAAGCGCGUGAUUGCUCCCAGCAGCCGUACUCGGAGGAGAUGGACACAGGAAGAAGACGAUCGUCUCCUCAUGCUUGUGGGAGUACACGCUACCCAAUGGGCGGUGAUCGAGCGCCAGGACCAAAUAUGUCCUGCGAGUAAUGGAGGGCCGAAGCUAGGUGGUCGAACCCAAGUAGAUAUGAAGGAUAGGGCGCGAACUCUGAAGCGCAAAUACGUCAGGUAUCAUAGACCAUACUCCCAACUGUCCUGA
Messenger RNA from Penicillium canariense, 2514 nucleotides. RefSeq names its product telomere repeat binding factor family protein. The coding region runs from base 1 to 2514 and encodes 837 amino acids. NCBI's taxonomy places the organism in Eukaryota, Fungi, Ascomycota, Eurotiomycetes, Eurotiales, Aspergillaceae. The record is from RefSeq and is a predicted model, not a curated record. The transcript has 3 exons.